This is a messenger RNA of Pseudoliparis swirei, 1193 nucleotides long. RefSeq lists its product as uncharacterized. Bases 154 to 1188 code for a protein of 344 amino acids. Gene Ontology annotation, molecular function: DNA binding. The transcript is spliced from 5 exons. Gene Ontology annotation, biological process: DNA recombination; DNA integration. The record is from RefSeq and is a predicted model, not a curated record. Lineage: Eukaryota; Metazoa; Chordata; Actinopteri; Perciformes; Liparidae.
UUUUUGGCCGGAUAUGAAGCCUAUCAACUGGGCAUUCAGCCCACUCCAAAGCAUGUGGAGAAUUCCACCUCCAAGGUCAAUCGGGUGAGGUCCUUCUUGUUCCACCUAUCGGCGGGGAAGAACCACCUCGCCUCGUGGCUCUUUCUCGACGACAUGCCUGCAGUAACAAAGUAUGCAACGCAUCUGUUGAGGGAGGGCAAGGAGGUCACGACCGUCAGCUUUUACCUCCGGAACAUCAUCCAGUUCCUGGGGUACCUGAAGGACACCCCGCCCAGGGCCUGCAGGUUACGGAAGCCCCAAAUCCACGGGGUAAUCAGGGCGGUCCACAUGGCCGUGAAGAAUUUGGCCAGGCCCAUAGUGACACACCAGCUGAAAGUGAAGGCCAAAAAGAUGGCCAGCAUUGUCUCCAGGGAGAACCUGAAGAGGUGCCAGGAGCAGGCCAGGGUGGCGAUCCCGGAGCUGCUGACCAGGAUGGAGGACGACAGCUCUUCCAACCUCAGAGACGACCUUUACGGGUACUUCUCGGCCUUUGUCAUCACCAUCUAUGGACACAGGCCGGGAGUACUCACCAACAUGACCAUCUCUGAGGUUGAGGCGGCCAAGGCGGACCCUCUCCUCCCGACUGACUCCGGCUACGUCAUCACUAUCGACGAGCACAAAACCAACCGCACCUUUGGUGGAGCCCAGAUUUUCCUGACCUUCGAGGAGUUCUCCUGGCUGGAGAGGUGGCUCGAGGUCAGGAAACGUCUGGGCUCCAAGAGCCAGAGGGUGUUCAUCACCACAGGUGGAAGGCCGUUGAAAAACAUGGUCCGAUAUAUGCAGGUGGUCUGGGCCCACAUGGGCCUGCCUGGACGGCCUACGUUCACGGACCUGAGGACGGCGGUGUCUGGUCACGUCAAAAAUGUCCACAGUGAAACCACCAGGGACCAGCUCGCCCGCUUCAUGUGUCACGACACCGAGACCGCCGACCGCUAUUAUGCUCUGGCCCUCGACCGCAGCCAGGCGAAGGAGUUGCGGGGGCACUUUGAGGAGGUGACUGCCUCCUGCUCAACCACCCAGGACCAGGACAGUGGCGACUCGGCUGCAGAGGAGGACGCCGAGGAGAUGGAGGAAGAAGAGGAGAUGGAGGAAGAGAGGAUCGAGUCUGAGGCGGUGGAGGACCAUGACAUUCAAAAUAAAAUGAUUUAAAUGCA